Molecule: messenger RNA, 458 nt
Organism: Dimorphilus gyrociliatus
Lineage: Eukaryota; Metazoa; Annelida; Polychaeta; Dinophilidae
Source: the annotation of a GenBank genome assembly
AAUUGGCUUAGUUUUUCAUUAUAAAUAAGAGUAUGGUGAUGGAAAGGAGCAUAAGAAUUUUUACCGUUAGACCGACAAAUCUUCCAGUAAGGAGGAUAUCUACAGCACCUGCUACUGUUAGAAAACCGCCCGUAAGGAUAAGGAGAAAAUUAAUUGAAACCGAGUCUAGUCAAAUUUUUCUAAGUAAAGAGCAAAUUGAAAGCGUUCAAUUCAUAAAACCACUUUGCAGUUUGGACGAAGAAGUUUUACAGCUAUGUCCUAACGCCGCCUUCUUACAAGCCGACAAAAAUUUCAGGCAACUUGAACCACCCUACGAUCCUGAUUUUACUCAAUCAAGAACGUCUUUGGUCUCUAGUUUGAAAAAGCCAAAAAUUGCUGUUGCGGAAUCCACAGCAACAAAAUUACGGAUUCAAACAGUAAAAUCAACUCGUCAAGUACAUACUCCAGCUACUAUUUAA